AAGCACCGCGCCGCAGCGUCUGAACCGAGCCGCGAACUUUCACUCAUUAAACAUUAAAAAUCACACAUUUAUCAAGUCUGCGCGCUCUGAAAUCACGCUGCGUUUUUCCCCUGAUAAAGUCUCUGACCUUUCGGGACGUUCUGGCGGAUCACAGACGUUUCAGAGCGGAGGGUUUGUGACGUUUUAGCCGCGGCGGUGUUGGGGGCUAGUUAGCUCGGUGGCUAACAGCGGCUAACAGUGUCCAUUGGUUUGUACGAGCGGCGGCUAACGGGAGCUAACAGGAGCUAACAGCGGCUAACAGCGGCUAACCGUGCGUCAUGGACCUGUUCGGGGACUUGCCGGAGCCGACCCAAACCUCCGCCCCGCUUCAAACCAAAGACGGGAGCCAGAACGGCGGGACCCAGGACGGCGCCCGCAAGCGUAAACCGAGCUCGGGCGACGACGACGACGAGGAGGAGGAGGAGGGGGAGGUGACGAAGAGGCUCUGCACAGAAGGUCUGCCCGCCGUGCCCGCCGUGCCCGGUGUGCCCGUUGUGCCCGUGCUCAGGGGGUACGUGGCGGCGCGCAGAGGAGAGAGAGACGAGAUGCAGGACGCCCACGUGCUUCUCCCGGACAUGACUGAUCUGCUCAGCACGAAACCAAAAUCUGUCUCUCGUCUGUCGUACUUCGCCGUGUUUGACGGACACGGAGGAGCUCGAGCUUCAAGAUUCGCUGCAGAAAACCUCCACCUGAACCUCGCCAAGAAGUUCCCCACAGGAGAGUCUGAGAACCUGGAGAAGCUCAUCAAGAAAAGUCUGAUGGACACGUUUAAACAGACGGACGAGGAGUUUCUGAAGAAAGCCUCCAGCCAGAAACCGUCGUGGAAGGACGGAUCCACCGCCACCUGCGCCCUGGUGGUGGACGACACUGUGUACGUGGCCAACCUGGGAGACAGCAGUGCGGUGCUGUGCAGGAUGGAGCCGUCAGACGGACACAACAAACCUGUGACUCUGUGUCUGAGCAAAGAACACAACCCCACCACGUACGAGGAACGAAUGAGGAUCCAGAGAGCGGGAGGAACUGUCAGAGACGGGCGGGUUCUGGGUGUGCUGGAGGUUUCUCGUUCGAUCGGAGACGGUCAGUACAAACGCUGCGGCGUCAUCUCCACUCCAGACCUGAGGAGGCGCCAGCUCACACGCAACGACAGGUUCUUGAUUCUGGCCUGUGACGGUUUGUUUAAAGUUUUUUCUGCUGAUGAAGCUGUGAAGUUUGUGCUCAACCUUCUCCAGGGUGGAGAAGGUUCAGAGGAGCAGAAAGACCCCAGCGUAGACCCUGGUCUGGACCCCGGUCUGGACCCCGGUCUGGACCCCGGUCUGGACUCGGUCUUGGACUCGGCGUGUCAGCAGUUGGCGUCGGAGGCGGUGAGACGGGGCUGCGCCGAUAACGUCACUGUGAUCCUCGUCUCCAUCUCGUUCCCAAAAUAAAGUCCGGUUUCGUUUGUGCCGUUUUUACAUCUCGAGGUUUUUCUCAUUUCGCUCAGACUUUUGUUCAAGCGCGACCGUGUUUUUUUUUGUUCUUGUAAGAAUCAAAUAAAUGUUUUAUUUUCAACA
Molecule: messenger RNA, 1589 nt
Organism: Boleophthalmus pectinirostris (great blue-spotted mudskipper)
Lineage: Eukaryota; Metazoa; Chordata; Actinopteri; Gobiiformes; Gobiidae
Gene: ilkap
Product: integrin-linked kinase-associated serine/threonine phosphatase
Exons: 10
Coding region: 318-1463 (381 amino acids)
Biological process (GO): protein dephosphorylation
Molecular function (GO): cation binding; protein serine/threonine phosphatase activity
Source: RefSeq, a predicted model, not a curated record